Messenger RNA from Rhodofomes roseus, 1335 nucleotides. Its product is annotated as major royal jelly protein-domain-containing protein. The transcript is spliced from 11 exons. Lineage: Eukaryota; Fungi; Basidiomycota; Agaricomycetes; Polyporales; Fomitopsidaceae. The coding region runs from base 1 to 1335 and encodes 444 amino acids. The record is from RefSeq and is a predicted model, not a curated record.
AUGGCUCUCCUACUACCGUUCAUCCUCUGGGCAGUAGCCGCCGCUGCGCAGGGUGUCUUCGAUUUCCCUGAGUACCCCCCAGCUGGAACGCCCGACCCCAACUCGACGCUCGCGAACGGGGCAGCUCCGUAUCCCUAUAAUGUGUAUGAAGACCCUGGUCUAGCUCAGGCCCGCAUCCACUAUGACACGGGCUCUUAUGGCCCGACGCUGGAGCUCGUCCAUGCUUACUACAAUUACUGGCCUACAGGUGUCGGUGUAGCCAGUGACGGGUCAAUUUUCACGACCUUCUCCCGAGGCAACGAGUCGUACACCUUGGCCACCUUCACCAGCACUACAACGGAAGAGGCUUGGCCGAACCAAGAGUGGAACACGCCUGCUGCUUUCGCGAACGAGAGCAACCCUGGCUAUAGCAUCGCGACUGACAAGCUCUUGCUCGUCCAAGCUGUCGUCGUUGACGGUCUCGACCGCGUGUGGGCGCUUGACACGGGUCGCCCAGAGGUGAACGGGUCAUACCUGCUCGCGCAGGUCCCUGGCGGCCCCAAGAUUGUCGGUUUCUACCUCAACGGGACGAACUUUGCGACGUACACGUUCCCCGCGAACGUUGUCUACGCCGACUCAUCUAUCAAUGACAUCCGGCUCGACCUUCGUGGGGAGGGCUAUGCGUAUAUUCCGGAUAGCUCCCCAAAUAGGCCUGGUAUAAUCGUGCUCAACCUUGCCACUGGAGAGUCGUGGAGGCACCUUGACGGCCAUCCGUCUGUCACACCAGAUAAUGGCUUCGUGCCCGUAUAUGAUGGAGUACCGUUCUAUCUCUACCCUGUGACAUCGCCCUACGCGGUCAAUAACUUCGGUUUGUACGCCGCUGACGGUAUCGCGCUGUCCCCCGACGGAGAAUACAUCUACUUCGCGCCGCUCGCGAGCCGUCAAUUCUGGCGUAUCCCCACAUCGUACCUCAAAGUUAAACCGGGACCAGACUACCCCAGCGCGUACAUGCUCGCGAAGCGGGCUGUCGAGCACCUCGGCGAGAGCGGGAGCAAUGCGGACGGGAUGGAGACGGACAGCUCGGGAUACAUCUACGCUGGAGCGCCUGAGCAUAAUGCCGUGACGAGGUACAAUCCGGCGACGGGUCUUGUCGAGCCGUUCGUCCGCGAUCCAGCCAUCCAGUGGCCGGAUACUUUGGCAGUUGCCACCUUGCAGAGCGGCGGCAGCUACGUGUACUUCACCUGCAACCAGCUCUGGCUCGGGCCCAACUACCAGAACGGGACCGACCUGCGCACGAAGCCGUGGGCGAUGUUCAGGGCCCCCAUCGAAGCCCAGAAGGCGACGCAAUUGGACUGA